Messenger RNA from Coregonus sp. 'balchen', 6138 nucleotides. The record is from the annotation of a GenBank genome assembly. Lineage: Eukaryota; Metazoa; Chordata; Actinopteri; Salmoniformes; Salmonidae.
UGAUGUAAUUCUGUAGUCCAUGAGAGGAAUGUGUAAGGAGGAGGACUAUGCGUUCCUGGGAGAGAAGGGGAAACACCAUAAGGAGACAGACACUCUGGGAGAAGACUGGAAGGAAGAGAAAAUGGAGAGGGUGAAUAUCUACCUCUAUCUCUCUCUAGGAGGGGGUGAAUAUCUACCUCUAUCUCUCUCUAGGAGAGGGUGAAUAUCUACCUCUAUCUCUCUCUAGGAGAGGGAGAAUAUCUACCUCUAUCUCUCUAGGAGAGGGUGAAUAUCUACCUCUAUCUCUCUAGGAGAGGGUGAAUAUCUACCUCUAUCUCUCUAGGAGAGGGUGAAUAUCUACCUCUAUCUCUCUCUAGGAGAGGGUGAAUAUCUACCUCUAUCUCUCUCUAGAAGAGGGUGAAUAUCUACCUCUAUCUCUCUCUAGGAGAGGGUGAAUAUCUACCUCUAUCUCUCUCUAGGAGAGGGUGAAUAUCUACCUCUAUCUCUCUCUAGGAGAGGGUGAAUAUCUACCUCUAUCUCUCUCUAGGAGAGGGUGAAUAUCUACCUCUAUCUCUCUCUAGGAGAGGGUGAAUAUCUAUCUCUAUCUAUCUCUAGGAGAGGGUGAAUAUCUACCUCUAUCUCUCUCUAGGAGAGGGUGAAUAUCUACCUCUAUCUCUCUCUAGGAGAGGGUGAAUAUCUACCUCUAUCUCUCUAGGAGAGGGUGCAUAUCUACCUCUAUCUCUUUCUAGGAGAGGGUGAAUAUCUACCUCUAUCUCUCUCUAGGAGAGGGUGAAUAUCUACCUCUAUCUCUCUAGGAGAGGGUGAAUAUCUACCUCUAUCUCUCUCUAGGAGAGGGUGAAUAUCUACCUCUAUCUCUCUCUAGGAGAGGGUGAAUAUCUACCUCUAUCUCUCUCUAGGAGAGGGUGAAUAUCUACCUCUAUCUCUCUCUAGGAGAGGGUGGAUACAGUAUAUGUUCUCUAUCUGCUGCCUGCUAACUCAGAUGGGUUUCGUAAACUAGGGGUUUUCUCUGGCCCUUUCUGGUUUUACUGGUUCAUACCUGCAGCAGUGUGAUGGAACUUCCUGUGAUGUUACUUCCUGUGAUGUAACUUCCUCUGGUUGCCAGGAGCGGCGGCGGCGGGAGCGAGUGCAGCAGGAGCAGGAAAGAAUCAGAGAACUGGAGGAGAGUAGAAAGGUAACACACACACACUCAGACACCUUUCAACAACCACACAUCCCUAAACACUUCCAUAAAGCCAGGCUGCAGGGAACAUCCCUAAACCCUUCCAUAAAGCCAGGCUGCAGGGUUAGGGUUGUUGGCUGCAGGGUUAGGGUUGUUGGCUGCAGGGUUGUUGGCUGCAGGGUUGUUGGCUGCAGGGUUGUUGGCUGCAGGGUUGUUGGCUGCAGGGUUGUUGGCUGCAGGGUUGUUGGCUGCAGGGUUGUUGGCUGCAGGGAUUGAAGGUGAUUAGUGUAGCGAUGGUCUUUCAGCACGGUUCGCUGUGAGACUCUGUUCCUGUCCCAAACCAAACACACUGGCCCAGGGGCAGGAGCUGCUGCCUCACACAGACGCAUGUCCAAACACACUCAUACAUUCCCACACGCUGCGAGCUGAGAGCAGUCUACUCUCUAGCAGGCUGUGUCUGUGUGCGUACGUGCGUACGUGCGUGAGACAAGCAUGUUGUUGUGGUUGCUUCUGCUUGUCUCUGUUACUCUCUACAUCGCUGACUGUCUGCACAACUAGCUCCACAUGUAUCAACAAGCUGAUGGGGCUUCAGACUGACAGAACCCUCUAUAUAUAUAAACAGUGUAUGAUGAAAGCGUGAGUGUGACUGCUGACAGUGUGUCCACAGAGCCUGGCUGGCCAUUAUUAUCUAUCAGCCGGGCUGACCAUUAUUAUCUAUCAGCCGGGCUGGCCAUUAAUAUCUGUCAGCCGGACUGGCCAUUAUUAUCUAUCAGCCGGACUGGCCAUUAUUAUCUAUCAGCCGGGCUGGCCAUUAUUAUCUAUCAGCCUGGCUGGACAUUAUUAUCUAUCAACCUGGCUGGCCAUUAUUAUCAUUCAGCCGGACUGGCCAUUAUUAUCUGUCAGCCGGGCUGGCCAUUAUUAUCUAUCAACCUGGCUGGCCAUUAUUAUCUAUCAGCCGGACUGGCCAUUAUUAUCUGUCAGCCGGGCUGGCCUUUAUAAUCUAUCAGCCUGGCUGGCCAUUAUUAUCUAUCAGCCGGGCUGACCAUUAUUAUCUAUCAGCUUGGCUGGCCAUUAAUAUCUAUCAGCCUGGCUGGCCAUUAUUAUCUAUCAGCCGGACUGGCCAUAAUUAUCUAUCAGCCUGGCUGGCCAUAAUUAUCUAUCAGCCUGGCUGGCCAUUAUUAUCUAUCAGCCUGGCUGACCAUUAUUAUCUAUCAGCCUGGCUGGACAUUAUUAUCUAUCAGCCGGGCUGGCCAUUAUUAUCUAUCAGCCUGGCUGGCCAUUAUUAUCUAUCAGCCGGACUGGCCAUUAUUAUCUGUCAGCCUGGCUGGCCAUUAUUAUCUAUCAGCCUGGCUGGCCAUUAUUAUCUAUCAGCCGGGCUGACCAUUAUUAUCUAUCAGCUUGGCUGGCCAUUAAUAUCUAUCAGCCGGACUGGCCAUUAUUAUCUGUCAGCCGGGCUGGCCUUUAUUAUCUAUCAGCCUGGCUGGCCAUUAUUAUCUAUCAACCUGGCUGGCCAUUAUUAUCUAUCAGCCGGACUGGCCAUUAUUAUCUGUCAGCCGGGCUGGCCUUUAUUAUCUAUCAGCCUGGCUGGCCAUUAUUAUCUAUCAGCCGGGCUGACCAUUAUUAUCUAUCAGCUUGGCUGGCCAUUAAUAUCUAUCAGCCUGGCUGGCCAUUAUUAUCUGUCAGCCGGACUGGCCAUAAUUAUCUAUCAGCCUGGCUGGCCAUUAUUAUCUAUCAGCCGGGCUGACCAUUAUUAUCUAUCAGCUUGGCUGGCCAUUAAUAUCUAUCAGCCUGGCUGGCCAUUAUUAUCUAUCAGCCGGACUGGCCAUAAUUAUCUAUCAGCCUGGCUGGCCAUUAUUAUCUAUCAGCCUGGCUGACCAUUAUUAUCUAUCAGCCGGGCUGACCAUUAUUAUCUAUCAGCCGGGCUGACCAUUAUUAUCUAUCAGCCUGGCUGGCCAUUAUUAUCUAUCAGCCUGGCUGACCAUUAUUAUCUAUCAGCCGGACUGACCAUUAUUAUCUAUCAGCCUGGCUGGCCAUUAUUAUCUAUCAGCCGGACUGACCAUUAUUAUCUGUCAGCCUGGCUGGCCAUUAUAAUCUAUCAGCCGGGCUGACCAUUAUUAUCUAUCAGCCGGGCUGACCAUCAUUAUCUAUCAGCCUGGCUGGACAUUAUUAUCUAUCAGCCUGGCUGGACAUUAUUAUCUAUCAGGCUGGCUGGACAUUAUUAUCUAUCAACCUGGCUGGCCAUUAUUAUCUAUCAGCCUGGCUGGCCAUUAUUAUCUAUCAGCCUGGCUGGCCAUUACUAUCUAUCAGCCUGGCUGGCCAUUAUUAUCUAUCAGCCUGGCUGGCCAUUAUUAUCUAUCAGCCUGGCUGGCCAUUAUUAUCUAUCAGCCUGGCUGGCCAUUAUUAUCUAUCAGCCUGGGGCAUUAUUAUCUAUCAGCCUGGCUGGCCAUUAUUAUCUAUCAGCCUGGCUGGCCAUUAUUAUCUAUCAGCCGGCUGGCCAUUUAUCUAUCAGCCUGCUGGCCAUUACUAUCUAUCAGCCUGGCUGGCCAUUAUUAUCUAUCAGCCUGGCUGGCCAUUAUUAUCUAUCAGCCUGGCUGGCCAUUAUUAUCUAUCAGCCUGGCUGGCCAUUAUUAUCUAUCAGCCUGGCUGGCCAUUACUAUCUAUCAGCCUGGCUGGCCAUUAUUAUCUAUCAGCCGGACUGGCCAUUAUUAUCUAUCAGCCUGGCUGGCCAUUAUUAUCUAUCAGCCGGCUGGCCAUUAUUAUCUAUCAGCCGGGCUGGCCAUUACUAUCUAUCAGCCUGGCUGGCCAUUAUAUCUAUCAGCCAGGCUGGCCAUUAUAUUAUCAGCCUGGCUGGCCAUUACUAUCUAUCAGCCGGCUGGCCAUUAUUAUCUAUCAGCCGGCUGGCCAUUAUAUCUAUCAGCCUGGCUGGCCAUUUUAUUUGUUAUGGUGGCCUUAUUAUCUAUCGCCUGGCUGGCCAUUAAUAUCUAUCAGCCUGCUGGCUUUCUAUAGCGACUGGCCAUUAUUAUCUAUCCCAAAGCCUGGCUGGCACAUUAUUAUCUAUCAGCCGGUGCUGGCCAUUAUUAUCUGUCAGGCGGGUCUGGACCAUUUUAUCUAUCAACCUGGCUGGCCAUGUGUGUGUUGUGUGUGUGUGUGUGUGUGUGUUGUGUGUGUGUGUGUGGGUGUGUGUUGUAGACGAGGUGCCAAAACAUGUUUUGAGAGAUUAUGAAAGAGGAGCGCUUCUGAUUGAACAGUUCCCAUAUGUAGAACUGUAGCUCUUCAGCAGCCAUACACACCACACACACCACCACACACCACCACACACACACACAUACACACACACAGACACACACACACGCAACACACACACACACACUACAGACAGGAAACAGUAUCCGGCGGGCCCUGCUGGGGCAUGUAACUGACAGGGGUCAGGGGUUAGACCCAGCCCUGUCCAUCAAGAGGGAAGAGAGGAUUAACAAACCUGUGUGUGUGUGGUGUGUGUGUGUGUGUGUGUGUGUGGUGUGGUGUGUGUGUGGUGUGUGUGUGUGUGUGUGGUGUGUGUGUGUGUGUGUGUGUGGUGUGUGGUGUGUGUGUGGUUGUGUGUGUGUGUGUGUGUGUGGUGUGGUGUGUGUGUGUGUGUGGUGUUGUGUGUGUGUGGUUGUGUGUGUGUGUGUGUGUGUGGUGGUGUGGUGUGUGUGUGUGGCGUGUGGUGUGUGUGUGUGUGUGUGUGUGGUGUGUGUGUGUGUGUGUGUGGCGUGUGGUGUGUGUGUGUGUGUGUCUCAGGAGAAGGAGCAGCAGUGGCGUCAUCAUGUAUCAGAGCUGGCCUCCACUCAGGAUCAGAGACUCAGAGACAGACUGGCACGGAUCCACCACUUCAGAGUAACACACACACACACAUACACAACACACACACGUACACAACACACGGACAAGUGCACACACACACACACACACACACACACACACACGGACAAGUGCACACACACACACACACACAAGACUCAGGGGCUGUCACACACGUACACACACACACGCACAAACGUACACACACACACGCACAAACACACGGACAUACACACACACGUAGGCGUGCUCACACACACACACCUCACUGAUCCCCUGUUCAUCCCUAGAGGCUGACACCAUGUCCACUCUGUCAGAUGACAGCAGCUGAUGGACUAUGGAAGCUAUGAGGACAACAUGGACACAGCUCAGUUUAACGGCAAAGAACAGCUUUAGGAGUUCCACAAACACAUAUCUUCUAAUGUUUGAAACAUGGACACAGCUCAGUUUAACGGCAAAGAACAGCUUUAGGAGUUCCACAAACACAUAUCUUCUAAUGUUUGAAACAUGGACACAGCUCAGUUUAACGUCAAAGAACAGCUUUAGGAGUUCCACAAACACAUAUCUUCUAAUGUUUGAAACAUGGACACAGCUCAGUUUAACGUCAAAGAACAGCUUUAGGAGUUCCACAAACACAUAUCUUCUAAUGUUUGAAACAUGGACACAGCUCAGUUUAACGUCAAAGAACAGCUUUAGGAGUUCCAGAAACACAUAUCUUCUAAUGUUUGAAACAUGGUCAUUGAGGGUCCAUGUAUCAGAACCCAACCUACUGUUCAGGGUACAGAGACUGCCACCAUUUAUCAACACUGUGGUUCAGGAGUAGCAGAGAUUCACUGACGUGAUGUGAUCUGGGCGUGUGUGAUGUUGUCUCUCUCCCUGCAGGACUUCCAGAGGAAGGUGCUUGUAGAGGAGAUGUCCCUCCAGACAGACUCUGAGUCCAGCCAAGCCCUGGAUCAGCUGCUUACCAGGACCUAGACAACAUCGACCCACAGGAAAGACCCAUUUCACAACCAGUUCACAGACAACCGGUCUCUUCUUGUCAGUAUAUAUCUAUAGUUAACUCUCUCCACUAACACCUGUCUGCUGUUCAGUCUACAUAGUGAUCUAGUCUGUAUAGAUCUAUAGUCAUCUCUCUACAU